AUGGGGAUCGAAUCGCAGGCGGCGCAGAGCUUCCUGCAUCUCUUGGCCGUGGCCAAUGAUGGCUCCCAUGAGCCUCAGACCUUUCGUCUCCGGUGGGAUCAGCCGUUGAGGCGCUUCGCGCGCGCCUAUGCCGUCUUCCGGGAGCUCAGCCCCGAACUGGAAGCCUCCCUGCGCCUAUCGACGACGGAGCAUCCGGAGCUGGACUUGGAUGCCACCGCGAGCACCUAUGCCUUUUGCGACGGUCAAGAAGUGCUUUUCACCGCCGGCACCCCACCGCCUGAGAUCUCAGCUUCCCCAACUGCCUCCCAGCGGGCGGCCACCAUGCGUGAGUCGCAAGGUGUGAAGCGAGUGCGGCUGUCGCAGAAGAGCGGCAAGAGCUCUCAAGUGUCACAGUCCUUGGUGCUGGCCUCGCAAGCAAAGGCUUCGCAAGCAAAGGGCAAGGCCAAAGCGAAGCCCAAGGGAAAGGCCAAAGCGAAGGCCAAGGCGAAAGCCUCUCCGAAGGCCGCAGCCAAAGCGAAGGCCAAAGCAAAGGCCAAGGCGGCCAAGGCCAAGCAGCCGGUCCUGCUGAAGGCGAAGCCGAAGGUGAAAGCCAAGGCCAAGGCACCCAAGGAGCCAAAAGAGCCGAAAGGGAAGAGCACUACAGCCACUGCAGUGGUGAAGGCAGAGGCCCCAGAGCCUGAAGAUGGUGAGGUCCUUCCUGGCAAGUUUGGCGAGCCGCGUGUUCCACGUGGUCGCACCUGUGCGGCCAGCGUGUCCUUUGGACCUGCCAAGGGCUGGCGUGUCAUUGCCUGGUUGAAGGAAGUGAAUAGCGUGAAGGAGCGCGCUCACGACUUGGUGAUUUGCUGGAAGAUUCUCUCCCCGCAGCGCACCCGCGCCUUCAACUCGUUCCAGUACUUGAAGAAGGCCGUGGGUGAAGGAGUGUACACGCAGAUCUUCACCGCGGUACGACCGGGCUUGUUGAGUCGCAUCCGUGAUAAGCGCAACGAGCUGGAAGGUGUUUCGGAAAAGAGGCCAAAGAAGCGGCCGGCCAACACCUGCCGCUUGCCGCCUCCAGAACCUCUCCCACCGUGA
Durusdinium trenchii is the source of this 1071-nucleotide messenger RNA. Lineage: Eukaryota; Dinophyceae; Suessiales; Symbiodiniaceae. The record is from the annotation of a GenBank genome assembly.